CUUAGUUGCUGCUAUUUUUAUAUAUGCUUAUGUUUUCUGAAUUUUCUCAUUUUUAUUACAAUAUUUAAGUUGUAGUGAUAUAAUGUGAUUUUUAAAAGAUAAAUCUAAUAACUUAAGUUGGGAAUUUUUUGUGAGUUACAAAACUUUAUUCUUCAAAAUUUUCUUUUAAAUUUGAUUUCGAUGUAAGUUUAGCGCUAAGAGUACUUAGUAAUUCUGUAUGAAACUUCCGUAUGAUUAUAACUAGCAAAUUGGCAAUGAUUUUUAUGGUGAUCAAAGAAAUGCUUGAAGGUCGAUGAAAUAAAUUUGUUCCUUAAUAAUUUUAAAUAAUCAACUUCAAAUAACCUUUUUAAUUUAUGGGCGACGCCAGAGUUUAUUCUUACACUCCUCUAUAACUCUUUCGUUUUCCAUCCAAAAUUUUAAUAUAUCAACAAAAACUUGAAUCCAAUCUUUUGUUGCUCGACCACAUAUCUAAAUAUCACAAUAGACAAAUGAACAAUUCGUUGUUUAAAUGACUAUUGUUCCAUACUUCCAUAAUAUCAUGUCACUAUACAUUCAAUUGUUUCUAUCUUAAAUCCGACGGUUAAGGUUACUUAAAUUAGCAUCCUUUCUGAUUCUACCAAUUAUAAGCACACUUUUUGUGAUUAAACUUUGUCACUCACCCCCCUUUUAAGCGACAAAUUAGUAAUAAAAUAAACCUUGGACAAUAGCCCUGAUGGUGGAGCCACAUAGUGACGAAUCUAUUAAGAGAAUCACGCAUACAAUAGUGGUUGGCGAAUCUCUCUAAAAAAUGAUCUCUUAAGUUUAUACUUCAAAAUAUUAUUCGACAUUGGGAAAACAUAGCAACAUUCACUUCCCUAACACAUAAAAAUAAUUUUAUCGAGCCAAUCGAUGAUUGCAUUAGUGCACAUACACACACAAACCUUAUGCGUCAUUAGUCGAAUGCAUUUUUAACUUAUACUCAGCUAAUCUUCUUCGAUGCGUUGAGUUUUAGUAACAUUUUGUAAAAACUUUAUAAUAUUUCUAAAUUAAAAGUCUAAAUCAUAAGAUAUAAUGGAACUAAAAACUACUUGAAAAUGUAGACAUGCGCGCGGGAACAUAUAAAGGAGCACAUCUAUAUGUAAUAUAUAUUCCAUGCAUGUAAAUUGUAAGCUUACUAUAUGUUGGAAAGGAGUAAAGGCAUACAGCUAAUAAAUUAACAAGUAUAAAAUUGUCGUUUCAUGACUCCUUUGGACACUAAUCUAGCAAACAUCCAUAUAUAAUUAGGCCAUGCAGUUAUCUAUAUAAAAAAACUUAGGCCAUGCAUAAAUUUAGGCAUGUCAUCCUAAAGAUUCUAGUGGGAGAAUAUUAUUAUACUAUUUCUUAUUUGUGCUAAAUUUUGUUUUCAUUAUUCUUAUUAUUUUAAAAAUAGAUCAAUGAAUAUAUAUAUAUAUAUAUAUAUAUAUGAUAGUCGUUUUUCAAAAUAAAAUGCAUAAACGCUUUAAUUUGAAUAUUUGUCAUAAAGUACUGUACCUUUCACAAAAAGGAUUUUCCAAAAAAUUACUGUGAUUUUGAAACUAAAAAACUAUAAUUUUUAAUUCCAAAUAUAAUAAUAAUGUUAAUAAAUAAAUAAUUGUAUAGCAAAAAUUAGUGGAUGUUUAGAUCCAAAUAAAUAAUACCUAAGUAUAGCGAAAAUAACUAAAAGAGAUAUUGUAAAAUUAUUAAAGCAAUAUAUUAAUUUUAAAUAUUAUAAAGGUCCAUAUAAAAAAAUUCAAAUGGAUUUUCAAAAACACUUUAGACCAUAUUUAUUACAUAUAUUUAAAAGAUUUUUAAUUUUUCAAAUUAUUUUUUAAUAUUUUAAAUUAUUUUACUGGAAAUUUGAUUUGAUAUAAUCUCGGAUAUUUGGGCUGACUUUUCAUCGUAUUUAUUUUCUCCCAUAGGCCUAAAACAACGAAACCCAUCAUCAUCCAUCAAUUCUCUGCUUUACAAAACGACACAACUCCACCAGAUUCAGACAAAAGGCCAAACAUCCGCCACGUCACACUUCACAAAAUCAACACCACGUGUCACUUCCACAACUCGUCGAGGAAAAAAAAAAAGAAAGUAGAUGACGUUACAGUUAACAAACCAACCCGCGAAUGUCGGCUUCGUCGUUCUCCUCUCCUCUCACACACCCACUUCGCAGAUUCAACCAUCACCAUCUCUCAAACAAACCCGUUUCCUCUCUGUUCUUCUGCUCCGCCGCGAAAAUGAACGGAAAUAUACACUGUGUACCAGGUCUCGGCGAAGAAGAGAUGGACACGGUUGUUGGAAAAACGUUUGAGAGAUACGCAUUGCCUUCUUCUUCUUCUUCUUCAUCAAAGAGAACCGGCAAAGGAACCACGAUCUUAUGGUUUAGAAACGAUCUUAGAGUUCUUGACAACGACGCAUUGUACAAAGCUUGGUGUUCCUCCGACACCGUUUUGCCUGUUUACUGUCUUGAUCCUCGUCUCUUUCACACUACUCACUUCUUCUCCUUCCCUAAAACAGGAGCUUUGAGAGGUGCGUUUCUUAUGGAAUGUUUGGCUGAUUUGAGAAAGAACCUGAUGAGAAGAGGAUUGAAUCUUCUUAUCCGGAAUGGUAAACCAGAAGACAUUCUUCCUUCUCUUGCCAAAGACUUUGGAGCUCAUACAGUGUUUGCUCAUAAAGAAACGUGCAGCGAGGAGCUACAUGUUGAGAGGCUUGUGGAUAAGGCUUUGAAAGGGGUUGGGAAUGGGACUAAGCUUGAGCUUAUCUGGGGAAGCACAAUGUACCACAAAGAUGAUCUUCCUUUUGAUGUUCUUGAUUUGCCUGAUAUCUACACUCAGUUUCGUAAGUCGGUGGAAGCGAACUGUAGAAUCAGAAGCUCCACUCGUAUUCCACUAUCUUUAGGGCCAACACCUUGUGUUGAUAAAUGGGGAGAUGUUCCAACUCUUGGUCAACUUGGACUUGAGCCACAAGAGGUGACCAGAGGGAUGAGAUUUGUGGGUGGUGAAAGCGCAGGAGUAGGCAGAGUUUUUGAGUACUUUUGGAAGAAGGAUCUUUUGAAAGUAUACAAAGAGACAAGGAAUGGAAUGUUGGGACCUGAUUACUCAACUAAAUUCUCACCAUGGCUUGCCUUUGGAUGUAUCUCUCCUCGGUUUAUCUAUGAAGAGGUUCAAAGAUAUGAAAGAGAAAGAAUAGCAAACAACUCAACAUACUGGGUGUUGUUUGAGUUACUAUGGAGAGAUUACUUCAGGUUUCUUUCAAUCAAGUGUGGCAACUCUUUAUUCCAUCUAGGUGGUCCAAGAAAUGUGCAAGGGGAAUGGAGUCAAGAUAAGAGGCUGUUUGAGUCUUGGAGAGAUGGCAAGACAGGGUAUCCUCUUAUAGAUGCAAACAUGAAGGAGUUAUCCACUACAGGUUUCAUGUCAAACCGAGGCAGACAGAUUGUUUGUUCGUUUCUUGUGAGGGACAUGGGCUUGGACUGGCGCAUGGGUGCUGAAUGGUUUGAGACAUGUCUAUUGGACUAUGAUCCUUGUUCUAAUUAUGGAAACUGGACCUAUGGAGCAGGAGUUGGUAAUGAUCCAAGAGAAGACCGGUACUUCAGCAUCCCCAAGCAAGCACAGAACUAUGAUCCAGAAGGAGAAUACGUAGCGUUUUGGGUGCAGCAGCUGCGUCGGCUUCCAAAAGAGAAGAGGCAUUGCCCAGGGAGAUUGAUGUAUAUGGACACAGUUGUGCCAUUGAAGCAUGGUCAUGGUGGUGGUAAUGCUCAAACGUCUCGAGGGUCAAAGUCUCGUGGUGGUUUCAGAGAUAAUCACAGUGGGAGACGUUGAAGACACCAAAAGGUCCUUAGAGAAACUAUACUUCACAAGAAUUUGUAUUAUCAUUAUUAUUAUUAUAUAUAAACUAUGCAGUAUUCAUAUUGCACGUUUGAUUAAAACUACAUAGCAAUCAUAUAUUUUACACGAUUUAUGAUACAAACAGUCUGUUAGUGUGAGACC
Messenger RNA from Brassica rapa (field mustard), 3974 nucleotides. Its product is annotated as cryptochrome DASH, chloroplastic/mitochondrial. Gene Ontology annotation, molecular function: FAD binding; DNA binding; deoxyribodipyrimidine photo-lyase activity. Gene Ontology annotation, biological process: photoreactive repair. NCBI's taxonomy places the organism in Eukaryota, Viridiplantae, Streptophyta, Magnoliopsida, Brassicales, Brassicaceae. The record is from RefSeq and is a predicted model, not a curated record.